Pseudonaja textilis is the source of this 2594-nucleotide messenger RNA. The record is from RefSeq and is a predicted model, not a curated record. NCBI's taxonomy places the organism in Eukaryota, Metazoa, Chordata, Lepidosauria, Squamata, Elapidae.
CUUCCCUUCCUGGUUACAGGACCCCGGACUUUUGGCUGGGAAAGACAUUUUUGGAAAUUUGCAGGAUUUCCUAGCUUGUUUCCGAGGAUUAAUGUGAAUUGGCUGAAUUGAGCCUCAUUAAUCCUAUAAUUCAGUGUUUCUCAACCUUGCCAGUUUGAAGAUGCUGGCUGGGGAAUUCUGGGAGUUGAAGCCCAAUGCAUUUUCAAGCUGUCAUGGUUGAGAAACGCCGCUAUCAUUAAGCCUGCAGGCUUGGAGGUCUUUGAACUCUGCUGGCAGAGCGGAAAGAAUAAGUCAUGUUUCAUGCACAUCUGGAACAGAGCACCGCCAAACUUUUUCCCGUGGUGAUUAUAGGAAACGGCCCCUCCGGAAUCUGCUUGUCCUACCUCUUGUCUGGCAACGUGCCUUACGUCAGAAGGAAUUCCGUUCAUCCUAAUCCGAUCUUGCAAAGGAAAUUAGAAGAGACCCCAGAGGUUCCCAUAGUAGAUCAGGAUCUGGAGUAUCUCUCUGAAGGUUUAGAGGGUCGAUCUUCCAGUCCAGUGGCUCUCCUUUUCGAUGCCCUUCUGCGUCCGGAUACAGACUUUGGCGAGACAGCUGAUUCUGUCCUCACUUGGUGGCAUGAACCUGACCGAGCGAUCCCUCAUCUGGUUCUGGGCAAAACCCUUCCUGGAGGAGCCUGGCAUUCUAUUGAAGGAUCCAUGUUCACCCUGAGCCAAGGAGAUUGGAUGGGGCUUCCUGACAUACCAUUCAAACAAUGGUUGACCAAGAAGAAAAGAGGCUUCAGAAACAACAGGGCAACUGCUGGCGACAUAGUCCAAUACUACCAAUAUUACGUGGCCAAGAAAGGGCUGAAGAAGAACUUUGUUUGUGGAACUCUGGUGACAUCUGUGAAGAGACUGAAUUUGGAUUUGGAAGAGAGCUAUGGCGGCCCAGAUUCCAAGGACAGCCGGUCCAUCUGGGGUUCAUCCCAGGGAUCCCAAGGAAACAGGGACAGUCUCUUUCAGGUUGAUGGGAUUGUCACCAACAGGGGUGGCACCCAUCCCUUCACAGUUUAUGCAGAGAAUGUGGUUUUAGCCACGGGGACCUAUGAUAGCCCAACCCAGCUUGGGAUCCAAGGCGAGCAUCUCCCUUUCAUCCAUCACACACUGUCGGCUCUGGAAGAAGCUGUCAAGAACAAAGAGAUUGGGAUCAUGUCGGACCCAAUCUUGAUCGUAGGAGCUGGCUUAACGGCCGCAGACGCAGUCCUCUUUGCCCACCAUUAUAGCAUUCCAGUGAUCCACGUUUUCCGCCGGCGAGUCAAUGACCCAGCCCUCAUCUUCAACCAGCUCCCCAAAACAAUGUACCCCGAAUACCACAAAGUCCACCAGAUGAUGAGGGAGCAGGCCAACCCUUACCCAGGGCCGUACGAACACUACGUCAGCUUUCCCGAGCACCACGUCGUCUGUUUUUUGGAGGACCGGAAGUGCAUCUUUGCGGACAAGAGCGGCCGUCAAAAAAUACACCCAAUCUCCAUGGCUUUUGUCCUUAUCGGCUCCAAUCCCAACCUCGCCUACUUGCCCAACAAUGGGAUGGACUUGGCUGUUGACUGUGAGCAGCCGGUCAGUUCCAAGAGGAACCCUGUAGAUGUUGAUCUCUUUACGUACGAGUCCGUGCAUGAGAAGGGGCUCUAUGCUCUAGGGCCAUUAGCUGGGGACAACUUUGUGAGGUUUGUGCAAGGUGGUGCGUUGGCCAUCGCUAGCUCUCUGCUGAAGAAGACCCAAAAUCCUCCUGAAUGCCAGUGAAUGUAACCUCCUCUGAAGGGUGACUCUUGGCCAACUUUUGAGAGCGGGCAUUGGGUGUGUAGCUGGGUUUUCAGAUCUGAAGACUCCUUGAAAGCCUUCAAAAUGGGCCGGGCUAGGCCAAGUGUCCAGCCCAAGAAGAUAACAGCAGAAUCCUUGCAGAAUGUUUGACUUCUUAAUCUUUCUACUUCUGAGAGGUAGAGAUGGGUUAGGAAAGCUUGAGUAGAUCCCACGGUGCAAAUCAGGUGUUGCCUCAGUUAAACCUGAAGCAAGUUAUCUCUCCGUGCGUAACCUGAAGACCUCCGUCCACAUUAUUCUGAAGUACAGUGAAAGCACUGUUUGCAUCCAAAAUAAUCCUUUCUGCUCACGGAAGAGCGGUGGCUUUCCAUUAACUAAUGCGCCCCAUGGUUCUUCAGGGAACCUCAAAGUGAGUCAGAACAGAAUUUCAGUAGAUCCAUGAAUGCACAGCAAAGAAUGGGAAGAUCUGUAGUUCUCCAAGGCCAUCAAUGCAUGGAAGUGCCUUUCCGUUAUAAGGGCUGGGCGGAAGGUGGGUCUGCAUCCAACAUAAAAACCCGAAACAGACUCAAACCAACUCUCCAGAUAGGCAGAAUUCUCCAGCCAUCAUGGUUCCUGCUGAGAUCUGGAAGGUGCCAGGUUUGAGGGGGAGUUUAGUCUAGAACAGGAUUGUCAAACUGCAGGCAUGCGCUGGCCAGGCCUACCCGUUUUAGCGAAGGGGAAAAAAGUCACGAUAUGCCACGUGAUAACAAUGUGAUGACACGAGUUUGACAUCCCUGGUCCAGGGCAGUGUUGGCAACCUUA